Diplodia corticola is the source of this 1503-nucleotide messenger RNA. RefSeq names its product glycoside hydrolase family 71 protein. Lineage: Eukaryota; Fungi; Ascomycota; Dothideomycetes; Botryosphaeriales; Botryosphaeriaceae. Gene Ontology annotation, molecular function: glucan endo-1,3-alpha-glucosidase activity. The record is from RefSeq and is a predicted model, not a curated record. Bases 1 to 1503 code for a protein of 500 amino acids. The transcript has 5 exons.
AUGUACUGGUCUCCCAAGCUUCUACAGGCCCUAGCCAGCGGGCUGGGUCUCGCAUCCAUCGCCGCCGCUGCACCGGCCGAAACGCCCUCCAAGACGGUCGUGGAAAGGCAGUCGACCGACAGAUAUGUCUUUGCCCACUUCAUGAUCGGAAUCGUUACCGACCGCACCAGCGCUGCCGAUUUCAAUGCCGACAUGCAAGGCGCCAAAGCACUCGGCAUCGACGCCUUCGCCCUCAACUUCGGCCCGGACACGGAUGGCGCCAACUACACACAGCAGUUGGUCUACGCGUACGACUCGGCCGCCAGCAACGGCAUGAAGGUCUUCCUAUCCUUCGACUUCAACGACGGGCAGUGGCCGACGUCGGAUGCCGCCGCCAUCGGAGCAAAGAUUGCCGCAUUCGGAAGCCGCUCGGCCCAGCUCAAGGUCGAUGACAAGGCGUUCGUGUCCACCUUCGUUGGCGACGCCCUGGACGUUUCGGCCAUGAGGGACGCCGCCGGCAUCCCCUUGUACUUUGCCCCCAACUUCAACCCCGGCUCCGGCGCCGAUUUCAGCGCCUUGGACGGCGCCUUCAGCUGGUACGGCUGGCCGACCGACGGCUCGAACAACCCGCCGAGCUCAUCCAGCACCUACCUGCCUUCGUUCGCAGAUAACGACUACACGGCCAAGCUCGGCGGCGACAAGUCCAGAUACGUCGCGCCCGUCUCCCCCUGGUUCUUCACGCACUUCCAAGACACGGCCAGCUUCGCGGGCAAGAACUGGCUCUUCCCCGCCGACGACCUCUGGUUCACGCGCUGGAACGAGCUCCUCAAGCUGGGCCCGCGCUUCGUCGAAAUAAUCACCUGGAACGACUUCGGCGAAUCCCACUACAUCUCCCCGCUCUCCUCGCCGCACUACGACGACGGCAACUCCAAGUGGACAAACGACAUGCCGCACUCGGGCUGGGCCGCCCUCGCCGCGCCCUUCAUCGCCGCGUACAAGGCGGGCGCCACCUCCGUGACCGCCGCGCACGUCGCCGCCACCGGCGGCGACAAGCUCGUGUAUUGGUACCGGCCGCAGCCCAAGGGGCUGUCCGACUGCGACGCGACGGACAACGUCGGCAGCGCGCCGAACGGGGCGGGGCUGGUGGCGGACUCGGUGUUCGUGGCGGCGCUGAUGGGGGAGGGGGGCACGGCGACGGUGGCGGUGACGUCGGGGGGGAAGGGGGUGGUGGAGAAGGAGGUCGGAGUUGGGGCGAGCGUGUGGGCGGUGCCGAUGGGGGUGGGGAAGCAGGGGUUUGAGGUGAAGAGGGGGGGCGAGGUGGUGUUGAGCGGGGAGGGCGCGAAGCAGGUGAGUGCGAGUUGUGUGUGUGGGAUUUACAACUUCAAUGCGUUUGUGGGGACGGUGCCGGUGGCGGACGGGGCGGCGGGCGAUCGGUUGGCGGCGGAUGGGUUGAGUCGGUUUACCGAGGGGUUGAAGGUGGCGACGUGCAGUCCGACGCCGACGUUGGCGGCGGGGAAGGCGUGA